AUGGAUGGCUUGACCUGCGUACGGAGGAUCCGCGAAUACGAAGCCACAGGCCAAAUCAUCAGCCAUGUCCCCGUUAUCGCCAUUACCGCCAAUGCGCGAAGCGAACAGAUUAACAUUGCCAUGGAGGCAGGCAUGGAUACUGUGGUGACGAAACCUUUCAGGAUCCCGGACUUGGUGCCUAGGAUGCAGUCGCUGUUGUCUGAAUAUCCGGCCAGAUGA
Molecule: messenger RNA, 219 nt
Organism: Aureobasidium vineae
Lineage: Eukaryota; Fungi; Ascomycota; Dothideomycetes; Dothideales; Saccotheciaceae
Source: the annotation of a GenBank genome assembly